UUUUACGACAUCAUCUACUAGCUUUUGUGCAGCUAGCUAGCCCCUUCCUUCUAGGGCGCCCCUUUUAGCUAUAAAUAAAAAAAAAAAACCUUCUAGACCUCUCUCUCUAUAUAGAGAGAUAGAGAGAUAGAUAAGAGAAGGGGGGUGUGUUUUCAACGCCAGAAACCAAAAGCAAUGAUGAUGUUGUGUGGAGUACCACCCCACCAGCUCCCUCCUCAGUGCCAUCAUUGCUUCCUCAGCACUUCUGAAAAUCGUCUUCCCCCUUCAUCAUUAUUAUCUUCACCCUCAGUUCCCACCAUGAUGAAAAAGAAACCCAUCAUCAACAUUAUUAUUCCCAGAAACAACUACAAAGAGGGACGACGACUUCCUCACCAUCAUUAUGUGUUUUUGGCAUCUAAUUACCACCUCCACCACCACUUUGGAGCUGAUGAUGAUGAUGAUCUGAUGCAUCCUCUUCCUACUCCAGGUUUCAACUUGUUAAGAGGCCCCAUCAGUACUACUACUACUAAAGGGUGGAAAAGCUCUUCUCCUUUUCUUAAGAAGCAUCAUCGCUACUGCUGAUGAAGAUUAGACUUUGAUCCAAGUCACAUCUUCUCUCUUUUGGGGAAUCAAGCAUCCUGGUCCGAUUUUUAAUCCUUUUUAAUUAGCUAGGUUUUGAGAUAUUUUUACAUAUAUCUAUAUCUAAAGUAAGAAAAACCUUUUCUUUGGAUUUCAGUUUGUUUUUCAUUUUCCUUAAUCUUUUUCAAGCUCUUUCUUGGUUUUGCGGUUUGUAUGAGCUUGAAAUCAGACAGAUCUUUUUCUGUUAGAUUUAGGCCUUAUUCAUAAUAUUACUACUGUAAGAUUGUGAGUGUGGGAUUUGGUUAUUAGCUUUCCCUACUGGAAGGACUUUCCAAGUCCAAGGAACGAAUUAAGAUCCAUCGAUCGCUGUACGCUCUCUCUCUGAUCCCGAAGAUGGUAUUGUACUUUUGUUUUAUAUUUGUUUGUUUGUUUGAAUAUUGAUGAAUGAAUCUCAGUUUUCAGAACUUGUGUAAUCUCAUCUCGUCACUCUUGUGGGACUUCAUUUUCUUUCAAGUGGAUUUAUAAUAUAUGUUUCACUUGUUUAAUUGUUGUUUUGUAAAUCGGCCGGCUUUUCAGUCUACAGAUAUAACCUGUUACUCGUUUUAACAAAAACCCUGAAAUCGAUUGUGUGGUUUUUGUUCUUAAAAGUUUCGAGUAUUCUUGAUGUUCAUGAUUUUUUUUCAGAUCAAGUCCUUCGAGAUCUAUAUUUCUACUGGUAUAUUAAGCUGCUCGAUGUUUCUCUUCAACUCUUCUCUAUCAUUAGGGUUUUCCUUUGGGCCUUUCUGCUUUCCCGUCUAUGCAUAGAAGCCUAUUUGUGGAUGGAUACGACUCUUUAAGACUAGCUAUAUAUGCAUAUCUAUAUGGAUAUCAUGCAUUCACGUUUUGUAAAGGUUUCUUCCAACUAUCACAUUGUGGCUAGCUUCUAUUGUGUUCAUGAUGAUCUCUUACCAUCAAAUUGAUACAUUAACGAUCCAUUGAUAUAACUAAAUCACUAGUGUAGUUAUCAUCAUCUUUCCUUUAGUUUCAUUCAUUGGGCACAUCGAUCAGGGUGAAUGUGAUCAUGCAGCUACAGCUCCUUUUAAUUGUACGUACGGUUGAUUUGCCUAAACUGCAUGUACCAUUGAAGUUUCCAGAAAAUGUUAGCUUAAAUCUAUUUAAUUGUAGUAUUUUUUAUGCCCUUGACGUUAACCUGCAAGAAGAAAUUGUUUGUAGUUUGAGGUUUGAACUCUAGCUGGAUACCCAAAGUUAUAGGGCAUUAAAUUGUGUAUGCAUGUAUGAGCCCAGAUGUCUAGGUUGUAAUGAUUCAUACGUGCGGAGUUAAGAUCGAUCUCCCCAAUUCAAGUUUGACCAACUGAUCUCUCUGGAUAUUUUUACUGCAAUGUGUAUAUCCUUUUCAGCUUCAAAAAGUUACUUUACUUGUUCAGCUGUCUGAAUAUUAUUGAGCACUACUCAUAUGACCGCUGACACUUUGAGUAACUUUACCGUGGUGCUCAUCAUUAAUCCCAUUGCUUUCCUUCAAGAGCUUGCUAGGAGUACAUCGUUAGAAAGAAUCUUGCCUUUUGGGUUCAUCUUUAUGUAUAAUUCUUUUGGUGAAAGAGUGGCGAUCGUUAACUUGGUAGCCCUAACAGUAAGUUGUCUCUAAUAAUAACCAAUAUGAUGAAGCCUCUAUUUCUUUCUAUCCAUGACAUUUGCAGUUUUUGUACCAGUUUCCGUAUGUGCUCUGCUUUGUUACAUUUGGUCAAAUUAAUAACUCAAUUCACAAUUCACCAUUGGCAGCUGCUUGGAAUGUAUUCUGAUUUUGUUACAUCAUGAUCGAAUGAGAUUUCAAAUUCUUUAGGCACAUAUCACUUUAAUGCAAGGGUUUCUCGACAAAUGGGGAUAUUAAGUACAAGGAGCCUUUGAUAUUGGCAUGCAAUAAUUUGUAGGAUUUAUCCCUUGCUUUAGGCUCUCAUUAUCUAGUUAAAAGGUAAGUUGACAUUACGCUUUUAGUAAGAUCAAUUCUCUUAUACUUCGGUUGGACUUGUUCAAAAUGGUAUUCCGUGUGUUUUAGAAUUAUUGUCCAGUUUGGAUUUCACGUUUACUUUAUUCAGUUUUAAAUUCUGUUUUAAAACUGAAUAAUAAUUUAUUUUGAGAUGGAGGGAGUAUAUGUUUGUUCUCAUGCGACGAGCCUGCCUGCGAGUAAGGGUAUAUUUAUGUGACACCAUGAUUACUACCAGCUUACCUUUUCAGCUCUGCAUGUGUGGAUAAAAUGGUCGCUUCUUCAAACAUGAUAUUCCUUGUUUAUAUACUUGCUUUGCGAAAAGCAUAAGAAGAUUUUUUUUUUUUUUGAAAUGGAGCAUAAGAAGAUUGAAUUAAUGUAACAUGCAAUAGCGGACACACGAUAUAUAUAUAUAUAUAUAUAUAUAUAUAUAUAUAUAAAGACGAAAUUCAUCAAGUUUGAACCAAUUAACGGAAAAGGGAAAUAGUGAGAUGUAAAAUGGCAAAUACUCUCCCUAUGGCGAUCCGCCAAGAUUGAAAUUUACGAACUGAAAAAUCAAUAUACCCAGACCGGCCUGAUUUUUUUUUUUUUUUUUUUUGUUUGUAUUUUGGGUGAUAACUGGAGAAGGUUGUCAAGAGUUGAUCGUCAAUCACACGGAUUCACCGUCUGCCGUGUUGUGUAGCCUUGCAUAUACUAUGUAGCCUAUAUAUACUACUCGUAAUGUCCCAUUAAUGUUGAACAUCUCUUUCAAGAAAACUUGUCUACAUCGAAGAAGAGACUAAUUAAUGCAGUUGCGGUGCAUGUGCAUAUAGCAAGCCUGCAACACCUUAAGAGUCCCAGUUUUCUCUGGAUAGUCAAAUGACGAAGGGGACAUUUCAUAACCUUGAUAUUCUUUCUGUCCAUGGGGUUUUCUUUGAUGCAUGGCUCAAAUAUGGAAUUAUUGUUUUACCGAGCCAGUAGAGAUUACAGAGGAGAAGAGAAGAAGAUGACUAAAGUCUACCGUACACGCACGUGAUCACGUGAUGUGGACAGUCAACCAUUGCAGAGUUCCAUAAUUCGACUGAACACCACAUUUGUCAGCAGGAUUCAGGAAUAAUUUCCCUGACGCUACUAACCCAUAUUCCAUAAAGGGCCUAAUCUUUUCUUUUUUGUUUGUGCAUAAACUUUGGUUUACAUGGGCCAUUUAUGGUGUUACUCUUGUGAAAAUGAAUUAAAUGGGCUCGAAGCCCAUUACGAUUUUGCUUACCAAACACUAUGGUUUGGAUAUAAUCGAGCCCGGUAAGGUCUGUAAAUUUUGCCACUGACGAUGAGUGGCCCUCGCGAGCCAUCAAGAUCUUCAUCAUCUCUCAAAAUUGAGUCAGCAGAAAAUAUCGUCCCUCUUUCUUUCACCAGAAUUUCCUUCUAAUUACACCACACAUCUGGCCACUAGAGGAAAGCGAGAGAUUUGGAAGACAAAUUUAUACUCUCAGCAACAGAGGAAAUAUCUUUUCUUCUGCUGGGUUGCAUUUUUUGCGUUAUCCACUAGCAAAACAAAAUUACGGAUUGGGUUUCCGCCAUGACAUCUCUUCAGGCGUCCACCUCCUACGCCGUCGGCUUUGCCGUUUCAUCAUUCCCUGCUACCACUCCUUCCAGACCUUCUCGCAAACGCUUCGUAACUCUAGCUAAAGUUGAACCAUCGGAGAAAUCGGUGGAAGUGAUGAGAAAAUUCUCGGAGCAGUAUGCUCGUAGGUCCGGAACUUAUUUCUGUGUUGACAAGGGGGUUACUUCUGUUGUUAUCAAGGGAUUGGCAGAGCACAGGGAUACCAUAGGUGCUCCACUUUGCCCCUGUAGGCAUUAUGAUGAUAAAGCUGCAGAGGUGCAGCAAGGAUUUUGGAACUGUCCUUGUGUUCCUAUGAGGGAGAGGAAGGAAUGCCACUGCAUGCUUUUUCUUACACCUGACAAUGACUUUGCCGGAAAAGACCAGGUAACUAAUCUCUGUAUCAUCUUUCCUUUUUGGGACCAUAAACUUCCCUCUGUUUAUUUUUCCUUCUGCUCUGUGGUUCCCUGCAUUAGCUGGUUUUAAUUUUCUCUGUUGUUAUGCCACGCAGACCAUUUCUCUGGAAGAGAUAAAAGAAACAACAGCGAAUAUGUAAUGCGUUAAGUCGUUGUAAAGACUUGUCUUGUGAGUUGCUUUCCUGUAUAAAAUGUGUUCAAACAUUAGUACUAUAAUGCUUUGGCAUAGCUCACUUUUCACCUGUCCUGAGUUAAUAGCUUCAUCUGUAUGUAUGCCUGAGUAUACAACACCAAGGCAUAUUUUUAUACCUGGUUGUCACGGUAGGCAAUUAAAGUAAUUCAGUGGAUUAUGACUCUGGUUGUGGCUGGAAUUUUUUUCCCCAUGCGUUGUAGAGCUGUUUUUCCUGGACAGGGCGGCUAUCAGACUGGUACAACAAAUGUAUUACAUCCCCUCUUUUAUACUUAUGCUGAAUUGUGCGUUGCCAGUUGCCACUAGCCCGCUACCAUCAUGCGCUAUUCCAGUAUCGUUCUCUGUGUUUUUGAACAAUUAGCAAUGUAAAUAUAGUACUCUGUGCUACUUCACAAAUCACAAUUCUCAUGUCUCUGUUAAAAACGUACUGUAAUAUCAGUUCAUUUAUCGUGUUGUAUUUUAAGACCGAGUCCUCAUUAUUUCACUGGCUCUUUCAGGAAUGAGGUGAAAUGAUUCAUAAUCAAUUUUAUUCGGUAAUGGAAAAAAAUUGAGCUCUUUUCCAUUUGAAAUAAUAAUUUAUGAG
Molecule: messenger RNA, 5301 nt
Organism: Oldenlandia corymbosa var. corymbosa
Lineage: Eukaryota; Viridiplantae; Streptophyta; Magnoliopsida; Gentianales; Rubiaceae
Source: the annotation of a GenBank genome assembly